Messenger RNA from Mangifera indica (mango), 1675 nucleotides. RefSeq names its product pentatricopeptide repeat-containing protein At3g22470, mitochondrial-like. Bases 94 to 1587 code for a protein of 497 amino acids. NCBI's taxonomy places the organism in Eukaryota, Viridiplantae, Streptophyta, Magnoliopsida, Sapindales, Anacardiaceae. Gene Ontology annotation, molecular function: protein binding. The transcript has 2 exons. The record is from RefSeq and is a predicted model, not a curated record.
GAUGAAUUCCUUGUGCUAUACACGAGGUUCGUUUCAGCUGGGUUGUUGCCUAAUUUGAUUACUUUGAACAUUGUUAUUAAUUGCUUAUGCAAAAUGGCCCGGGUUUCUGACGGUUUUGUGGUUUUUGGGAGUAUUUUUAGAAGGGGUUUUUACCCUGCCGCUGUGACUUUUACUAGUCUGAUUAAUGGUCUUUGUAAGGAGGGCAAAAUUAAGAAGGCGAUUGAAUUGUUUAGAAAAAUGGUUUCUGUUGGAUGUAGGCCUAAUGUGGUUACAGUUGGGAGUUUGAUCACUGGCUUGUGUAGAACAGGUAAUGUCACUGUUGCCCUUCAGUUAUUUGAGGAAAUGAAUAAUGGGAAUGGUGAAUUUGGUGUCAUUUGCAAGCCUGAUGUUGUUUGCUAUGCUGCUAUUAUUGAUGGUCUUUGCAAAUAUGGGUUAGUAGACAAGGCGAAGAAACUGUUUUCAGAAAUGAAGUCCAAGGCUGUUAAUCCAGAUGUGAUUACUUACAACACUUUAAUUUAUGGAUUGUGUAAUACAUCUAAUUGGGAGGAGGCUAAAACUUUAUUUGCAGAAAUGUUGGAUGAAGGUGUAAAGCCUAAUGAGGUGACAUUUACUGUGGUUAUGGAUGAACUUUGUAAGAAAGGGAAGAUUGAUGAAGCCAAUGGAUUGCUCCAACUAAUGAUUAAUAGAGGUAUUCACCCCAGCACAUUUGCUUACAAUGCAAUUUUAAGUGGUUACUGCUUGGCAGGUAGAAUUGAGGACGCAAGAAAACUAUUUGAUUCCAUGGAAAGUAAGGGGUGUAAGCCUAAUGUUUUUAGCUUCAGUAUUUUGAUGGAUGGUAUGUGCUUGGCAAAUAAAAUUGAUGAUGCUAAGGAAUUGUUUUCUUUGAUGUUGAGUAAGGGAUGCAAACCUGAUGUAGUUAGCUACACUACGUUGAUCAAUUGGUAUUGCAAGAAUCGAAAAGCUGAUGAAGCUAUUUGUGUUUAUAAGGAAAUGACCUCAAAGGGAAUUCAGCCAACAAUCGUUACAUUUAACAUCUUGCUAAAAGGUCUUUUCAUAUAUGGUAAAGUUGGAAAUGCAAAAAAACUAUUUGGUGAGAUGCAACUUAGUAAUGUUCCUCCCAAUUUAAUUACGUAUAAUAUUCUUAUUGAUGGGUUUUGCAAAAAUGGUUGUGUUUUGGAGGCUGUUGAACUGUUUCAUUCUUUAAGAAACGGAAACAUUCAUCCUGACAUCAUUACUUUCAAUUGUCUCAUUGAUGGUUUGUGCAAAACAAGAAGACUCAAUAUUGCUUUGGAACUAUUUAACAGAUGGCGCAAUGAAGGAUUUGUUCCAGAUGUUGUGACAUAUAACAUUCUGUUGUAUGGACUUUGUAAAGAAGGGAAGUUGGAGAUGGCAAGUAAUUUGUUAUCAGAUAUGGAACAAAACGGUUGUGCUCCAGAUUGCAUCAGUUUUAGUACUCUUUUGUCUGGUUUCUUGCAAAAUAAUGAGACUUCAAAAGUGGUAGAACUUCUUCACAAAAUGAAAGAGAGAAAUGUAAAGCCAGAUGCAUCCACGGCUUCAAUUAUUCUAGAUUUACUACAAAGGUUGUAGAUGGCUUCACAUUCAAGGUUGUUGAUUAAAAUGAUGUGAUUGAACCAAUAAAGAAAUCGUAUGAACUCUUUUGCAAAUUAUAAUUGGA